AGCCCGCCAGCAUUCUGCAUUUAACGCGAGGGCGAAGCGCACGCCCGUGUUUUUAACCGACUCCGACCGACGCGCCGCGCGCUGCGGCUAGUGCAACCGCCAUGUUUGACGUUUUCGGCUCCGUUAAGGGGCUUCUGAAGCUCGACUCAGUGUGUAUCGACAACAAUGUGUUCAGACUCCACUACAAAGCCACCGUGAUUAUCUUGAUUGCGUUCUCCUUGCUCGUUACCUCGAGGCAAUACAUCGGCGACCCCAUUGACUGCAUCGUCGAUGAAAUACCGCUCGCCGUGAUGGACACAUAUUGCUGGAUCUACUCAACAUUCACAAUUCCUAACCGGCUGAUUGGCCGCAUAGGACAUGACGUGGUGCAACCUGGAGUAGCUUCACACGUCGACGGCAAAGACGAAGUAAAAUAUCACAAAUACUACCAGUGGGUGUGUUUCGUGUUGUUCUUCCAAGCGAUCCUGUUUUAUGUGCCGCGUUACUUGUGGAAAUCAUGGGAGGGUGGCAGAAUAAAAAUGCUCGUGCUGGAUCUCAAUUGUCCUAUUGUGGGGGAAUCCUGUAAAAAGGACCGAAAGAAGUUGCUUGUUGAUUAUUUUCAUACAAAUUUACACACACAAAACUUUUAUGCAUUCCGUUUUUUCAUCUGUGAAGUGCUAAAUUUCAUCAACGUCGUGGGGCAGAUAUUCUUUAUGGAUUUCUUCCUAGACGGCGAAUUCUCAACUUACGGCAGUGACGUAGUCAAGUUUACUGAAAUGGAACCUGAAGAACGUGAAGAUCCUAUGGCUCGUGUGUUUCCCAAAGUAACCAAGUGCACCUUCCAUAAAUAUGGUCCUUCGGGAACCGUUCAGAAAUUCGACGGACUUUGUGUGCUGCCGUUGAAUAUUGUGAAUGAAAAGAUCUACGUAUUCCUAUGGUUCUGGUUUAUUAUCCUUUCUGUGUUAAGUGGAAUCUCUUUAUUGUACCGCAUGGCAGUGGUGGCGGGACCUCGCGUGCGCCUUUAUCUGUUGCGCGCACGCAGCCGUCUCGCUCCCCAAGAGCAAGUUGAAACUGUUGCCCGUAAACUACAAAUCGGUGACUGGUUCGUGUUGUAUCAGUUAGGAAAGAAUAUCGACCCACUAAUUUACAAAGAACUGAUGAGUGAAUUGGCUGAAAAGUUUGAAGGGAAGGACGCUGUGUAGUUGACGUCUUUGUGCUCAUUGGGAGAGAGUGAGGUGCUGUUAUGUGACCGGGCGGGGCGGACCGGGCGCACACAAAGAGCGCCGGGAGCGGCUGCACGCCGACAUUCCAUUACCGGGGAACGACCUCCGCUGGGUCACAGUCAUUGUAUUGCAGAACCGCUUUAAACUUUUAACGCUACUGUAUGACAUUUUAUAGUAGAUGAAAACUCUUCCAAAACGCAAUUAUUUCGACUGAUAUUAUGUUUGACGCGCAAGCAUUUAGAGAACGUUUUUGUGUUUGCAUAAAAUUGUCGUAGCGAGAUCUCGUGCCUUGGUUAUGUAUUUGUAUUAUUAUUAUACGUGUGCGAGUGGGGUGUUAGGGGACGUUCUCAUUGUGAUAUGUAAUUAUUAUUAAUCUAAAUUAAGUGUUUAUCGUGUACGAGAUUGAUUGUGUGGACUGCUGGCUUAAUCCUAAGUUUGAAUAGCUAAUGUGUACGUCUUUGUUAUCGAUACGGUAUUGUAUAAAGCAAUAAUGAACUAUUAAUUUUAAGAGAUCAAUUAUUCGAAUUCGACGGACAAUACUGUAGUUUUACUGAACGACACUAAAACUUUUUGUACUUGACGAUAUGAUACGAGUCAAUUUAUCACGGUUAAUA
This is a messenger RNA of Hyposmocoma kahamanoa, 1816 nucleotides long. It is a transcript of the gene Inx2, whose product is annotated as innexin inx2. Gene Ontology annotation, biological process: phototransduction. The transcript is spliced from 2 exons. The coding region runs from base 102 to 1181 and encodes 359 amino acids. Gene Ontology annotation, molecular function: gap junction channel activity. The record is from RefSeq and is a predicted model, not a curated record. Lineage: Eukaryota; Metazoa; Arthropoda; Insecta; Lepidoptera; Cosmopterigidae. Gene Ontology annotation, cellular component: gap junction; plasma membrane.